GCCCCCAUCACAACGGUAACCUUAUCGCCGCUCUUAAUUCUAAAUCCUCUUUGAAUUCGCCAGUUUUGGACUAAAUUGAUGUUGCAAUUUAUUACUUCCAUCGCUGAUUCCUGAGGUUAUUUCAAGGUGUUUAUGCACGCGAUUCAAUCCAUUCUUCGUCGUCCACUGCGAUCCCAGAGGGAUUCUGAAGCUAAUAGCUAGGAGCAGGAAUUGUGAAACUCUUUAAUAUGAGAAAUUUAUUUUCUCUAAGAUCAUUUAUACCUAGUACAGCUCCUCCUGCACAGAACAAGGAUUCAAAAAAUCCAGCUUAUAGCAAUGUUCGUGAUGCUUCCCAAUCUCCCAUGGAAAUUCUUAAGCCAAGCAACCAGUGCUUGGAUAAUGAGGGUUCCUCAACGCCACAUCUCCAAAGGAGUCUUUCAUUCUCCUCGGCCAUGACUAGGCGUGGUAAAGAUGGAAACUUGAGAUUUUUGAGUGACACCUUCGAUUCACCAACCGACUCUGCGGACACUGCAAACCACAUUUGCAAGUGUCCUAAUCACUGCCAAUUGUCAAGAGAAAAUAGAGGCAGUUUGGCUUCCAUCCAUGAUAUAGGGUUUGAUUCUUCAGGUUCAAGAGAAGAGUUUAUCGCAGGGGAUUCUCUGUGCAGUUCACCUAUUCCAUCAAGACGCAGAGCAGAUCACUCUAGGACUCGAAGCAAAACUGAAUUUGAUGGCUUCGCAGAUGGGGAGUAUCAACUAGGCAAAUCCAGUCAUAGUUACACUAGCUACUCAUCUGGCACUGAAUUUGAUGACUGUUUGGUGGACAAGAAAAUGCUCCCAAGUCUAGGAAAGCCAUCAAGAUUUAGACACCUGAGAUCAUCUUUACUCUCAUGUGAUAAAGAGAACAUGAGAAACCACUCGUUCAGGGAGACAAGUCCCAUUCCUCAUCAUCAUUCUACUCGAGAUUGGACAAAUGAUGAUUUUAAGCUAGCUUCCCCUUCUAGGCAGACCAGGAAUGCUGAGAAACUUUGCCAUGCUUUUUCUGCAAAACUUAAUAAAACACAAUAUUAUGACUCUAGAACAAUUACUUCAAUAGAGGAGCUGCAUGAUGAGAUGUCACAACCAUCCUUGUCUUCAAACUGCUUUUCUGAAUUGCAUGUUCCUGAAACCACUUCCUAUGAGGAUGUAGUGGACUAUUGUGCAGAUGAAUUACUUAAUGUUCAGGGACAGAAAGGUUUACUUGAAGAUGCAAUUACAGAUGCUAGGUUUAUUGACAUGAUUAGUAACAAAACAAAGGAAGACAUCGCGGAUGAGGAAUUACAAAGGAAAGUGAAAGAGUUGGAAGAGAAGUUUAUGCUUCUUUCAGAUGAAACUCCUGAAACACUGAUUUGUCGUGCUAAGAACUCAAACUUAACAGCUGUGCUUCAAAUAAUUCAUAAUAUCAAUGAAGAUAGAAAGUGCCUGACACUUGAGCUUUCAUCACAAAUCAAAUCUAGGCUUUCAGAGAGAUACUCUACAGAAGAAAGAUUUAGACAGUGGAAAACUGAAUUGGGUACUAGAACCCGGCGGCUUGAGAAAGAGAAGACUGACAUACAAUCAAGUCUGGAGAUAGAAUUAGACCAAAGAGAAAAUGACUGGCUGCUGAAGUUUGAAAAUUUUGAGGCUGAAGAGCAGAGGCUAAGAGAUCGUGUUAGAGAACUUGCCGAGCAAAAUGUGUCACUUCAAAGAGAAAUUUCCUUACUCAAGACCAGUGAAGUAGAUGCUCAGAGUAGGAUAAUGAACUCAGAGAAGCAAAUUAACGAAAUGACUGCUAGUUUGGAAGACAUGAGAAUAGGGAAUGCUGACCUUCUGCAGUCCGUGUCUGAGUUGCAGGGCAAACACAGAGGAGCUGAAGAGGAUCUUGAUCAUCUUAGGGGAUGCUACAAGGAAAAGGAGGAGGAGAAUAAGGAGCUUCAUAAAGCAGUUGUAAAGCUGCAAAGAAUAUGUAGUGAACAAGAGCGAACAAUGAGUGGGCUGAGACAAGGACUUAACGAGGAGUUAUGUAAGAAAGCGAUAGAAAAUGGUGAUGAAAUAGAUAGGUUGAAGAUGGAACAAUUGCGGCUAACAGGAAUUGAGCAAAUGUUGCGAAAAGAAAUUGAAUCCUGCAGGCUUGAAAUGAAGUCUAUUAGGCAUGAAAAUAUUUCCCUCUUAGAACGUCUUCAGAUCACUAAUAAUUGUUAUGGCUACUCAUUUUUCAAACUUGACCAAGAACUCCGUUCUCGAGUAGAAUCUUUGCAAAUGCAUGGGCUUUCAUUGCUCGACAAUAGUAGUUGUUUCUUAGGUGAACUGUUAGAAUUUAUAAAAUGCAAGAGGUAUGAUCAAGUAGCUAGCAUGAAUUUUGAGAGAAUUCCAGUUGAUGAUUUCAUUCUGAAGUAUCAUACUUUAAAGAGAGGUAUUGAGAACUUGAGAAGAAACUUACAAGCAACAAUGGUGGCAUUAGAUGACAAGUCCAAUCUCGAAGAAUUACAAAGGCAGACUAAGGAACAAAGUAAAAUGAAACGCUUGAAGAGUCACGUGACAGAGGAUGAAAUGUUGUUAAACAUAAGGGCAGAAGCCAUACUAUCAAGACUACUGAAAGAGAAUCUGUUUUCUCGAGAAUUGGAAUAUGAACAACUACAAGCUGAUUUUGCAAGGUCUAUAAGAGCUCGUGAUGUCCUGCAAAAUGCUAAUCAGAGACUUCAGGAUGAGGUUUCUUGUCUUUCCCACAAGAUGAAGGAUUUGGAGCUUCAGAUACUAAAGAAAGAUGAGACAAUCGCACAGCUGCAUCAGGAGAUUCAGACUUCCAUGACAGACCUAAAUGCUGUUCAAAGCAUGCUCCAAACUGUGUCCACUGAAAAUAACGAAUUGUGGGAGGAAGUGAAGAGGUUGAGAAAGACCAACAUGGUUUUGGAGAAUGAGAUUGUCAGUCUCAGGAAGAAGAUUGAGAGCCUUGAGGAAGACAUACUUCUUAAAGAGGGACAAAUUUGCAUUCUAAAAGACAGCCUGGAAAAACCAUUUGACACCCUCUACACUACAAAAGGAAUGAAAGAAUUCAUCCUCGAAUGAUCUUUAUCCAAGAAUAUUUCUGCUCUAUUUGUAGAUUGUGCGUUCUAAGGUCAACUUCUGUUAUUCUUGACAAGCUGAUCGAAUGCCCUAGUUUCGAUUACCCACUCGGUGAUAUCUCGGCCUGUUAUCUUCUAAACAACAAUUACAACAGCGAUAAUAAAUUAGUGUGUAUCAUUGUAUUAUGUUACUCUUUUUCUUUGCUCUUUGUACUUCAUAUGCUUUCUUGGUCGUGUACAGAGACGACUGACUUCUGAAACGGUCACUGUUGAAAAGGAAACCAUAGAAAGGUACAAAU
This is a messenger RNA of Zingiber officinale, 3357 nucleotides long. RefSeq names its product myosin-11-like. NCBI's taxonomy places the organism in Eukaryota, Viridiplantae, Streptophyta, Magnoliopsida, Zingiberales, Zingiberaceae. The transcript is spliced from 6 exons. Bases 228 to 3062 code for a protein of 944 amino acids. The record is from RefSeq and is a predicted model, not a curated record.